CUCAUACAUGGCACAACGCAUGCAUCCGUUUAGCCGGGAGGAUCUGAGCAGAGUACAAGCAGAGCGUACUUCCAGCUCACACCAAAAGAAAAGCCAACUUGAAAUCUAUAUCCUUGCCGUCUUUCUUACUUAUAUAAUCACAAGUGACAAUUUCCUUCAUUACCUUUACUUUUACAACUAACAAGCUACCGAG
Molecule: messenger RNA, 193 nt
Organism: Guyanagaster necrorhizus
Lineage: Eukaryota; Fungi; Basidiomycota; Agaricomycetes; Agaricales; Physalacriaceae
Exons: 1
Coding region: 8-181 (57 amino acids)
Source: RefSeq, a predicted model, not a curated record